CAGCCUCCCUAUUCUGUCCCAUUGAGUUCUGGUCCUCGCGUUUAUUAUUCUUCCACAGUCAUGGCGGCGGAGAUGGAACCUCCACCGCUGGGAGAUGGGGAACAGACAGAUUUCAGAGAGUUGGAUGACACAGACGAUCUCUUUGUGAGCACUGUAGAUCAACUGGAGUCAAGUCCGUCUCCUCCCCCGGAGUCAGCCAACCUGCUGGUGGAGGAUGUCAGCGUCAACACCAACGGGCCCAAGCCGGUCGAGGUCCUACUGGAUGAUGAUCCAGAGGAUCUGUUUGCUGAAGCCACUGAAGAGGUGUCCCUGGACAGCCCAGAGAGAGAACCCAUCCUAUCCGACGGCCCAUCCCCCGCCAUUACCCCAGUCACCCCAACGGUUAUGAUCACGCCCCGUCUCGAACCUUCAAUGUUUGACCGCUCCCCAGACGAGGAGGAAGAGGAGGAGAAUGGUGAUACAUUUGACAUAAAUAUAUCCGUGUCUGAUCCAGAGAAAGUUGGUGAUGGGAUGAAUGCUUACAUGGCAUAUAAAGUCACCACAAAGACUUCGUUGAGGAUCUUCAACCACAACGAGUUCUCUGUGAAGAGAAGGUUCAGCGACUUCCUGGGCCUGCACAGCAAGCUGGCCUCCAAGUACCUCCACAUCGGUUACAUAGUCCCACCUGCCCCAGAGAAAAGCAUUGUGGGAAUGACGAAGGUCAAAGUGGGAAAAGACGACUCGUCAUCAACUGAGUUUGUGGAGAAGAGAAGAUCGGCCCUGGAGAGGUACCUGAUGAGGACAGUGAAGCACCCCACCUUGAGGAAGGACACAGACGUCCAGCAGUUUCUGGAGAACAAUGAGCUGCCGCGCGCCGUUAGCACACAGGCCCUGAGCGGAGCUGGGCUACUGAGGAUGGUAAACAAGGCCGCCGACGCUGUCAACAAGAUGACAAUCAAGAUGAAUGAAUCGGAUGUGUGGUUUGAGGAGAAGCAGCAGCAAUUUGAGAAUCUGGAUGCCCAGCUACGUAAACUUCAUGCCAGCGUGGAGUCGUUGGUCUGCCACAGGAAAGAGUUGUCCCUGAACACGGCAUCCUUUGCGAAGAGUGCGGCGAUGUUGGGGAACUCGGAGGACCACACGGCCCUGUCUCGGGCCCUUUCUCAGCUGGCUGAGGUGGAGGAGAAAAUUGAUCAGCUGCACCAGGAUCAGGCCUACGCCGAUUUCUACCUGUUCUCAGAGCUGGUGGGGGACUAUGUCCGCCUUCUUACUGCCGUCAAGGGUGUGUUUGACCAGCGUAUGAAGACCUGGUCCAAGUGGCAGGAUGCCCAGGUGAUGCUGCAGAGGAAGAGGGAGGCGGAGGCCAAGCUCCAGUACGCCAACAAACCUGACAAGUUGCAGCAGGCCAAGGAUGAGAUCAAGGAGUGGGAAGGUAAAGUGGAACAAGGAGAGCGAGACUUUGAGCAGAUAUCAAAGACCAUUCGGAAGGAGGUGGAACGGUUUGAGAAAGAAAGGGUGAAAGACUUCAAAGUGGUCAUCGUCAAAUACCUAGAGUCUCUUGUUCAUACUCAGCAACAGCUGAUAAAAUACUGGGAAGCAUUCUUACCUGAAGCCAAAGCUAUCGCAUAACCCAACACAUUUUGUUGUUUUGAUCCUGUAAUCUCACUCUAAAGGAUGAUAUACAUGACAGUUAAAAAUCUCAAACGACCACUUGAAAAUUAAGCACUAGAAAUCUUUUGAUGGCUCACUCCACACUUUAUGAUUUAAGUAAAUAAAACUAAUGUCUUAAGAUGCCCCAUUUCACUUUAUUUUUCCUUUGAAGUCAUAAUGUCACAGGCCAGUGUAAUGGGGGUGUUUCUAAACGUCCUGUUUGUUGACAUCAUUGCUGUACAUAGCGUGGAGCCCCAGCUCCUUAUCACAUGGGCUGAAGCCAAGAUAUUCAUUGAAGGGCUCUUUUCCAAAACGCAAUAUAUCCAUUUUCAAAACAAAACAAAAAAAAUCAAAAAUAAUGUUGAAGUCUCAGUCAAUAUCACUGAAAUCAGUGUUUUGAUAUAUGAAUUUGAUAUGGAAAUAAGACAUUAGCCCAGUUCCAGUAGCCCCAAUGCUGUCUUAAAAUCAAAACACAAUUCAAUUUAAAAAAAAAGAUUUAAGAAAUUUGUAUUUAAAUGGGUUUUUUUUAUUGCGUUUCCGAAAAGAACUCUUCAGUGUUAACUGAGUAGCGCACCAACUGGUGAACAUGUGACCAUUUGGAACACGGUUGUCCUGUUGUGUGACGUGUUUAAUGUUUGGUAACCCAGCGUCAGUCGUUACGGUCCCAUACUGAACCUCCAGUUUGUUCCAACCAUUUACAUGAUCAGCGUGACUGCUAUUUUUAGUGUACAGGUUGAACUGAUGAUUUCACUAAUUUAACUGAUUUCAUGAAAGGCUGGAACAAGUUGUGGGUAUGACAUUUUGCCAUCUGACGUUGGCUUGGCACACGGGGGGUUGUGGGGGGAUGUGAAGGACAGGUAUGGUCGCUUACCCGUAAAACAUUCAAUUCAAGUAAUUGCACUACUAAUAGCAGAACUAUGGCUUUGUUUUGCAACAAAAAAAAUGGACACACGAGAUCCCUCUGCAUUCUGUUUUGGUAUUUAAUUCACACUUCUCUUAUCUGGGUUGAUCUCUACACCCCUGACUUGAAAUACUCCCCCUACCACCCCAAUACAAGAGUCAGUUAUGUGUUGUGUGUAUUUUUUUUUUAACCAUGUUCCCUGUUCCAGUCAAUGUCAUGCCCGUGAAGAACAUGCCGUUGUCGGGACAACAGGGUUGACACAUAGUGACUGAUCACAUAGUGCCUACAUUACAGUUUGUAACGUUACAAAAUGUGUGUGGACAUUUCUUUUCAAUAUGCCAUUUUCAUUUUUCCCUCAGCUUUCUACACGGUUCUUGUUUUAAAACCCUGUGGUGCUUGGCCCCCCAUGGUUUUUUGUUUUGCUGCUCUUUUUAUUUUUGACUUUGCUACGUAAUCUGGAGUUUUUGGAUAUUUGAAUACCUUUGUUUGAUUCUGUGUUUGAAAAGCCUUGUCCUAAAAAGAUUUUUUAAAAUUCAUUUAUUUUUUACUUCACAUUCCUGUGCUGAAAAUGCUUGUGUCCUAAAUAAAGGAAUGUACUGUAUAUCUUAA
Molecule: messenger RNA, 3136 nt
Organism: Engraulis encrasicolus (European anchovy)
Lineage: Eukaryota; Metazoa; Chordata; Actinopteri; Clupeiformes; Engraulidae
Gene: snx2
Product: sorting nexin 2
Exons: 15
Coding region: 61-1605 (514 amino acids)
Biological process (GO): early endosome to Golgi transport; intracellular protein transport
Cellular component (GO): endosome; endosome membrane
Molecular function (GO): phosphatidylinositol binding
Source: RefSeq, a predicted model, not a curated record